Molecule: messenger RNA, 1026 nt
Organism: Fulvia fulva
Lineage: Eukaryota; Fungi; Ascomycota; Dothideomycetes; Mycosphaerellales; Mycosphaerellaceae
Product: Purine nucleoside permease
Exons: 1
Coding region: 1-1026 (341 amino acids)
Biological process (GO): transmembrane transport
Cellular component (GO): endoplasmic reticulum
Source: RefSeq, a predicted model, not a curated record
AUGUUCGAAGGCGAAGCAGAAGCCUGGUACAACAUCCCAGACUUCAACAUCUUCGAUCAAAACAUCACGGUGCUCGGCUUCUCGCCCAUCUUCCCCCAAGCACACUGCACAAACAACGGCGAAAUCUGCCAAAUGACAACUGGCGAAGGCGAGAUCAACGCAGCAGUGUCCAUAACAGCUCUCUGGGCUUCUAAUGCCUUCAACCUCACCUCGACCUACUUCAUCGUAGCUGGCGUCGGCGGCAUAAACCCUCACAUUGCCACCACAGGCUCUGUGACUUUCGCCCGCUACGCAGUCCAGUUCGAUCUUCAAUACGAGUUCUCUCACAAACAGGUGCCCGAGAACGCCACGUCAGGUUAUUACCCUCAAGCUGCAAACUACCCAGACGAGUUCCAUCCUAGAGACUACCCUGGCGAAAUCUACGGCACAGAAGCCUUCGAGUUGAAUGACAGUCUCAAGAAACGAGCGGUUCAUCUAGCCCGCAAAGCUACUCUCAACGAUACGGAAGCUGCUCAAUCGUAUCGCAAAACGUACCCCUACGCCCCAGCGAACCAAACCCCCACUGUUGUUGAAUGCGACACGGGAACGAGCAACAACUACUGGUCCGGUAGCAUCUUAGGCGAUGCCUUCAGCGCUUAUACUAAACUUCUCACGAACGGCUCCGGUCUCUACUGCAAUACCCAACAGGAAGACAACGCCAUCCUCGAGUCGCUGAUGCGCGGCGAUCUAGCUGCUAAACUCGACUUCAACCGCAUCAUUAUCAUGAGGACUGCUUCAGACUUCGAUCGUGCACCUCCAGAUGAGACCGAAGUGUUCCAUCUCUUGCAUGCCAAGCAGGAAGGGUAUGUGCCUAGUAUCCAAAACCUCUACCUGGCUGGAGUCGAGAUCGUGAGGGAUGUCCUUGGCAGCUGGGAGGAAGUCUACCGGCAGGGCGUGAAGGCUGAGAAUUAUGUUGGAGAUUUGUGGAAUAGUCUGGGGAGUGAGGUGGAGCCUGAUGUUGGGACGCCUGCAAUUUGGAUUAAUUGA